Molecule: messenger RNA, 5223 nt
Organism: Symbiodinium necroappetens
Lineage: Eukaryota; Dinophyceae; Suessiales; Symbiodiniaceae
Source: the annotation of a GenBank genome assembly
AUGCAGACUCUUCGCCGCAUCUGUGCCUGGAGCACAUUAGGCAUCCUGAGUUUCGGUUUCACGGCCCGCGCCGACGUGGCCGUCCAGGACUUCGAAGCUCAGUGCUUCUCUUCUGGCGAAGCUGGUUCCGUAGAUCGGUCGAGCACGACAAUUCGACUUCUCGUGCAAGAUUGGACUUCCCAUGAGCUCGUUUCCACAGUGGCGGCCUUCAUUCUGAAGGAAUGGUUGGGCUACAGGGUGGAGCUCGUGCGUCUGACCGAGCCUUUUUCACAAGAUGUCAAUGUUCAUCAAGCAGCACUAGACACCCUGCGCAAAGGCGCAUGGGAUGUCGAUGUGGAAAACUGGGUCCUUAUACAGCCACAAGGGCUCCAGGACGAGCUGACUGCAAACUCCGAACCGUUUUCGCCGAUUGGGUACAGUGGGCGUUCAGGCCUGUACAUCUCGAAGAGCACGGCCAACGAUCAUCGGUUUGCAGAUUGGUGGAAGUUCUACCUUCAGUCUGAUAGAGCGCACUCAAUGGGCUUCUCCGGAACAGACCAAGAUGAUCUGCGGAGAGUCCUCGGCUCUGACUUUCCAUCUUGCACUCCUGAACAGUUUCCCUGGUGCAGCCGCGAUUUAGAAGGUUACUGGAUUUCUCCUGCAUGCCGGCAGAACGUCUCAUCCUGCAUACAAGUGCUCAUGGGGCCGCCGCAUUGGGAUCAGGGCUACUUUGAGCAGGUCGCCGCCAACCUGCAGAUCCCCUUUGCUUUUGCUUACUAUGGGGCCGACGGCCUUCGCCAAAAGCACAUCCAGCUCGCCGAGAGCCCCGAAGAUGUGGUGUUUUAUUCUUGGAGCUCCAACUGGGGAAUUGAGCAUGCCGCCCGCAUUUCUCUGCCUGAUCCACUCACGGCGUCAGUAGUCGCUGACUAUGAGCGGCUUCCGAACGGGACGAAUGCAGUCGACUACCCGGAGGUGUUGUUGAUGAAGGUUCUGGCAAAAACACUUUUCCAAAAAGCUCCAGAGGCCUACUGGAUGUUUCGGCGCCUGACUUUAGACAAGCAGAAGCUACGGGAAAUGUUAGCCUCUUCUCAACACACCACACGCCAACAGAUCGAAGAGUCUGCCUGCGCCUUCGUGAAGGCUAAUACCGAUCUCAUUCGACAGGUGGCGCCGGAAUGCGUGACACAAAGUGCCAGCGAGCUGGCGAAUCCGGACAACGCUUUCGAACAGGGCACCGGAACCUGCACGCACUCGGAAGUUGGAGACUUUCGUUGCUUCGACACGGUUUAUGACAGCCGGGCAUAUCCAGACCGACCCGAUCGCUCGAAGACGGUGAUUCGAUUUGGUCAGCGUGAUUGGCUGUCGCACGACCUCAUGCGGACAAUCGCUAUGAUCUUGAUCCACGAGAAGCUGGGAUACACGGUUCGGUCAGAGGACAUUGUCAACGAACCCUCCAGGGACUGGGCCGCACUUCUCGAGCGCAAUGCCAUGGAUGUUGAGAUGGAGAGCUGGCAGGUUGACAUUUAUGACCCCUUGGUUCAAGUCUAUCUCAAUGGCGACGGAAUCGUCCAGCCUCCCGAGAGGAUUGGUUGGAUGGGACGGAUUGGGAUGUUCGUCAUGCCAGAGGUCUUGCAACAGCUUCCCUUUGCUGACUUCUACAAGUUCUAUGAGGGGGGCGAGGCACUGCAGGCCGGAUACCGCGCCCCGAACCGGACGGAGCGGCUGAACGUCUUGGAUGGGAUCAGCUUCUGCCGACCGGACUCCGACAAUUUCUGGUGUGAAGGACCAUAUGAGAACCAGUAUGUCCCGGACCACUGCCGAUCUCCCAAUUCGACGUGCAUCGAGGCAAUCAUGAGCAACCCUUCCUGGUCUCAAGGAACUUUUGAGCAGCUGGUGGUCAACCACAACCUCAGUAUUGUGUUGUCGUACUACGGUGCCCAGCAACCGAAGUUGGUGGAGCAAGUUUUCGAGAACAGGAUGCCCAGCAUCUUCUAUGGAUGGGUUCCAUGGGAAAAAGCUGCUCAGUUUGGCUUGAGCAACGACGUGGGUCGUGUUUCAUUUCCGGAUUACUACCGCGGCUGUGACGGGACUGUUCCGUCUCCCACCGGGCUGCGGCAAUGUGACCUGUCUGCUACAACAGUGUACAAAAUCCGGCGAAAGGAUUUGUCGGAGCGCGCACCGGAGGCGGCCUAUGUCAUUGACAACUUGGAGGUGACGCAGGAGCAGAUGGCAUUGCUCCUGUCGAUGCACGAAGCGGGGGGUGGGAACCUCACCACCCGUGAAACCGCUUGCUACUUCGCCAAGACCAUGACAGAGGCUGUGGAGAAUGCCUUGCCGGAGUGCAUCACCAACCCGCCGGCGAAUCCGAAGAUCGGCGACCGCGUCUGGAAUUCGGCAGUGCGAGAAUGUGUCCGUCUUGAGUGUGCGAGGAAUGCAUCGCUCAUCUAUGACAGCACCACCGGCUUCUCACGCUGUCGCGUAUGCAGCGUGGAAAAUGCCGGGACGGUUCCGGCCGAUGAUCAGAUGUCUUGUAAGCCUUGCCCUGCGGCAACGGCACCGGAUGAGCUGGGCGAAACUUGCUUGGGCUGCCCUGCUGGCCGCUACGCGCAAGAAGCAGCAAGUCCCAUCUGUCAGGCUUGCCCCGAAAACCGCUACAACCCGCUGCCACGGCAAUCGCGCUGUGCUCGAUGCCCCCGGGGAGCCAUAUGCUACGGGCCCGAUGGUGUGAACGGCACUGGCUCCACCACCUUCUAUGCUGCAGCACGCUAUCAUUUGCUUGUUGAUGCCGAUCCGGACAUCAGAAUCCAGGAAGCUUUCCAGAAACAAGUGGAGACAUGCGUCGACUGCUGGGACAAGGCAGACCCUUUGAUCACAAUCGGCCCGUACGAGUGCACUGUGGCUGCGGCGUGCCGUGAGAACAACACCUGCUUCCAAACUGCUGAUGGCAUCCCGGUGAUGGACGGCCCACUCUGUGGCCGCUGUCGGCCAGGCUUUCAGCGCUCAACGCCCGACGAGCCCUGCAAUCGCUGCCCGCCAGACUGGCUGACCAUUGUCGUGAUCAUCGUGUGCGUACUGGGUGGCAUUGGUGGCCUGUGUUUGCUCUCCUGGUCGCAGGAUGCAUCUUUGGGAAACUUGCGAGGGGUGUAUUCCAUCGUUCUGAAGAUCCUCUGCAACUUCUUCGUGCAGCUCAAAGCCCUGGGACAGGUGACGGACUUGAAUGGUGUGAUCAAGGCCCUCAGCGAUGAGAGCUUGAGUCAAGCAAUUUUGACGUCACCGGUAGCAUUCUCACUGGGCAUCGGCGAUGUGUUGGAGAAUCCCUCAACGGCUAUCUUCUCCAUCGAGUGCCUCAUGAUGAGCGGCGGCACUUCUCCUCGGGAUAGCCAGUAUCUCAAAGUCCUCGGAGCUUUAUUGCUGAUUCCGCUCACGCUGCUCCUGACAUGGACUCUGUCAGUCUUGGCAUGCUGGUCCUGGCACCUUCUUCGACCCAAGCCAUUGCGCUGGAGCAAUCGGUCCCUGUCAGCCCGAAUCUUAUUGUCCUUUUCAUCGCUCGCCGUUCUGGAGAUGUACUUCUUGCAGCCGAUGGUGACGUCACAGCUGCUGUCUGUCUUCGAUUGCACAUCCACAGAUUUAGGAGGGGCUCCCCUGGGACUUCGCCGCUGGUCCUAUGACAUGAGUGUCGACUGCGAGUCCGACAGUCAUCUCCAAUGGCAAUUAGCCACCACCUUCGGCUUGCUGUUGUUCUCCUUCGGGAUCCCAUUCAUACUGUACCUCAUUCCGAAGCUGAUCUUGCGUUCCAAGCACUACACCCUGCAGAGCCCCGAAAUGUGGAGUGUUUUCGGCUUUCUCUACGACGGAUUCGAGCCGGACUUCUGGUACUACGAGUCCUGGAUGAUGUUGAGAAAAACCUACAUCCUCAUCGCUGCCAACCUCUUCUGGCUUAGCCCAGAGACAAGAACGGUACUCCUCUUGACCUUGGUCAUCUACUUCCGGUAUAUGCAUCUCCGAGACUUGCCUUUUGACAACCGGGCAUAUCAGGGAGUCGACCGCCUCCAGUUUGAUUCCCUGGCCACUUUCACGUGGUUGCUCCUGGGACGACUCUUCCGCACCAUGUUGCAGAUGACGGAUAACGCGUUGGAUGCGAGUUACUCGCCAGUUUUUUACGUUCCAGCGGCCUGCAACUUCAUGGUUUUGCUUUGUCGAGCCGUCUACCUCGUGCUCCGCGAGAUGAUUUGGCCACUGCAGUCUCCGCCAACCCUGCUUCCCAAGUGGCUACGGGCAAGACUCGACCAUCGCCUGACCUUCUCCUUCAUCCCUCCCGCAGGCAUGGAUGAUGGACACCCUGAUCGUGAUGCGUUCAUAGGCAUGGAGCAUGGCAGCCUGUCUGGUCUCGCUGGCAACGUGGCGGCGGAUUGGUCUCUGGCUCCCGCCCACACAUUGCCCAAUGAGGAGCGCGAGAUGCUCAAGACCAUUCUUACGGAGACGGUGGAGGUUUUGCUCAGGCGGCACGAGAUCGUUCACAAGGAGGCACCUCAGGUAAUCUACUUGCCUACCUUCCUGCUGCAGAUGGAGCGAGUGCUGGUGGCCUCUAUGUGCUAUGCAGUGAAAUCUCGGAUCAUCAAUGAAGAACUCUCAACGCAUCGAGACACAUGGGGAAAGUGGCUCUUUGGAAUUUGGGACGAUACGAAGAGCUACGUGAAAGAAGUGCUCUUUGGUGGGGACCGCACUCGACGGAACAUCCUCCGAUCUCACAGCGACCGGCCGUGGCACGAUGAGGGCUGUGAGCAUCUCGCCCAUAACCAGCAUUUGGUAAAGCGACCGGUAAGCACGGAGGAGAUCCAAAUUGCUUUGUACAGCUUGUGGCCAGAGCUGGUGGACCCCAAGAAGAACAGCAGGGAUGCAGAGAACAAUCACCUGCGGGAGAUCGUUCAUGCCCACAAGGGUAUUAUCGAUAUGCACGGAUCGGUUUCGCAUAUCUUUGACUCAGACAUGCAUGCGGCAUCUAUCGUGAGGAGGCGGACGAGGUCUGUCCGAAUUGAGGGGGGGAUCAAUAUGGAUGGGAUCAAUAUCAAUGGAGUCGGAGCCGGAAAGCAGCCUCCUAGCGACGAGGAAUACGAGGAGCAGGAGGAACUUGGCAGGGCCAUGCUCGAAGACGAGAUGCCGCUGCCCACCGACAUCCGGAUCGAAACUGGCAUGGUCAAAAUAUUGAAGGCAUCCCGGAGGAGUUCCUCCAAGCUUGCCCUCUGA